GGGCUUAACAAUAGCCCAAAACAAAACGACAACAAAUAAAGCGUCGCGAUUCUGCGUUCGAUUCGAUUGCAGUGCUUCAACAAUGGCGUCUUCUUCGUCUUCAUCAUCAGCAGUGACAGAACGAAGAGGAAUACCAGGUGCACAGUUCGUUGAAGAUGUUCAAACCUAUCUCACUCAAUUAGGUCUCGAUGUUAAUUCUGCUCUUGCUUUUCUUCAAGAAAGGCUUCAACAAUACAAGGUUGUUGAAAUGAAGCUUCUCGCGCAGCAAAGGGAACUUCAGGCUAAGAUACCGGAUAUUGAAAAGUGCUUAGAUGUUGUUGCGACUUUGCAAGCAAAGAAGGGCACCGGUGAGGAACUUAUUGCCGAUUUUGAGGUGUCAGAAGGCAUAUAUUCACGAGCUUCCAUAGAAGAAACUGAUUCUGUGUGUUUAUGGCUGGGAGCAAAUGUUAUGUUGGAAUAUUCAUUAGAAGAGGCUACUGCUCUUCUACAGAAAAACCUGGAUAAUGCUAGAGCCAGUUUAGAAGUUCUUGUUGCUGAUCUACUGUUUUUAAGGGACCAAACGACAAUUACUCAGGUUACAAUUGCUCGUGUUUAUAAUUGGGAUGUCCAUCAACGGAGAACUCAACAAGCUGCUGCUGCUACUACAAUUGCUCAAGAGUAGCAUUGAAGAGAAAUUGUUCACACUUAGAUCUAAAGUUGUUUACUUACACCGUUCAGCUUAGAUUAUGCGUCUAGUCUCUUGCCAGUUUUUAAUUUUGAUGAAUUGUGGUUCCUUCCUGUCUGUAGUUCUGGUUUCCCCAAAGUAGUUUCUAGGAUAGGAACCAUUUCCUUUAUAUAUAUAUGUAUGUUGAUUAUUGAUUAUGAUUUCUUGGUCUCUUAACAUUUUUGUAUAAUUGAUGGGAAAGUUUUGUCUUGUAUGAUCAUAUGUGUGUAUUCUACUCUGCAAUUUGGUUUUUACUUGUUUAA
Messenger RNA from Medicago truncatula (barrel medic), 966 nucleotides. Its product is annotated as probable prefoldin subunit 3. Gene Ontology annotation, molecular function: tubulin binding. The record is from RefSeq and is a predicted model, not a curated record. The coding region runs from base 83 to 661 and encodes 192 amino acids. Lineage: Eukaryota; Viridiplantae; Streptophyta; Magnoliopsida; Fabales; Fabaceae. The transcript is spliced from 6 exons. Gene Ontology annotation, cellular component: prefoldin complex; cytoplasm. Gene Ontology annotation, biological process: tubulin complex assembly; microtubule-based process; protein folding.